Molecule: messenger RNA, 1209 nt
Organism: Schistocerca piceifrons (Central American locust)
Lineage: Eukaryota; Metazoa; Arthropoda; Insecta; Orthoptera; Acrididae
Product: chondroitin proteoglycan-2-like
Exons: 3
Coding region: 1-1209 (402 amino acids)
Cellular component (GO): extracellular region
Molecular function (GO): chitin binding
Source: RefSeq, a predicted model, not a curated record
AUGAUCGGAGGCAGCAGUGCCGCUUCCAUCCGCAAAGUGACUGUGAUGAGCGCAACAUGCCAGGGAGCGUCCGGUCCAUUUCCCAACCCCAACAGCUGCAGGAGCUUCCUACAGUGUGAGCCAUCAGGCGCAGCCACGGUCAUCCCGUGCCCAGCAAACCUCGAGUUCAGUCCAAAGCUGAGGGUGUGCGACUACCCAGAGAGAGCUGGCUGUUCUUCAUCCUCGUCUGCUCCUGCUGACGACGACAAUGGCAAUGAAACUGGUGGUGGCUCAAACGAUAGUGGAGUUUCACCUGCGCCACCAUCUGACGACGUCCCCACUUGUCCAGCAUGGAAUCCAGAUGACGUCACCCAGCUUCCCAAUCCAAAGGACUGCAGCAGCUUCUACAAGUGUGACGAGAACGGCGUUGCCUGGCUUAUUCCAUGCCCAGCCGGCCUAGAGUACAAUGCAGAGCUAAGGGUGUGUGACUACCCAGAAAAUGCUGGUUGCUCGACUUCGUCCUCACCAAGCAACCCGCCUGAUGAUACUCCUUCCGAGGGAGAGCAGGAUGACGGAAAUUCAGAGGGAGGCAGUGACAUAAAUCCACAAGCACCAACUGGAGAUGUUCCCAGUUGUCCAGCAUGGAAUCCAGAGGAUGUCACCCAGCAUCCUAAUCCCAGUGAUUGCAGCUCCUUCUACAAGUGUGACGAGAAUGGUGUGGCUUGGCUCAUACCAUGCCCAGCUGGUCUUGAAUACAAUGCCAAGCUGCGAGUCUGUGAUUAUCCUCAAAGUGCUGGCUGCUCAUCAUCAGCUGUUCCAAGUAACCCAUCUGGUGACGAAUCCUCUGAUGGCGAUCAGAACAACGGAAAUGCUGACUCUGGUAACGGAGAAAGCCCACAGCGACCACCUGGAGAUGCUCCCACCUGUCCAGCAUGGAAUCCAAAUGACGUCACCCAACUGCCUAACCCCAGUGACUGUAACAGCUUCUACAAGUGCGACGAGAACGGUGUGGCGUGGUUGAUCCCGUGCCCAGCUGGCCUGCAGUACAACGCCGAGCUGAGGAUGAAUUCAACAGUUCAGGGAGCGUCCGGCCCGUUUCGGAACCCAAACAGCUGCAGAAGCUUCCUGCAGUGUGAGCCGUCAGCCAUGGCAAAAGUCAUCACGUGCCCAGCAAAUCUCGAUUUCAAUCCGCAGCUGACGGUGUCUGACUUCCCAGACAGAGCUGGCUGA